GCUCGACGUAUACGAACCACGGCGCACGGGCAUGCGCGCGGACCACGUGAAAACGAAAGUGACAGGUGAUCGAACCAGACUGUGACUUGUGAUUGUGAACUCUGGAGCAGUGCUCGAAGCUGUGAUAUCCCGUGACUGUUGCUGGACCUGAAAACGCCUGUGAAGGUUUUCAAAAUCCGAGUAACUUGCAAAUAUAUGUCACCAAGAUAACGUUUUGGCCGCUGACUGACAUUGGACUGUGACUAUGAAGAGGACCAGGAUACUGCUGGCGAUCGCGACGCUCCUGUUACAGGAUGCAGUUUGCGAGCCACCUGUGGAUUCGGCUUCGUUGCCCCUAGAACACCGAGCGGGCGGCGGCUACGGCCCGCCGCUGCCUCCCGCCCACACAGACGACCCCUGGCCCCUCGCCACGCCCGACAGUCCGAAGAUAAAACACCUUCAAGUUCAGUGCGAGAAGACCCACAUGCGGGUCAAUAUAGAGUUCGACAGACCAUUCUACGGCAUGAUAUUCUCCAAAGGGUUCUACAGCGACCCUCACUGCAUGCAUUUAAAACCUGGUACCGGUCAUCUGAGCGCGACGUUUGAAAUCUUCCUCAACAGCUGUGGUAUGUCGAGCUCUGCGAACCACAACGUAGCCAGUUACGGAAGCCCAACGCCCAGUGGCUCCUACGUGGAAAACACGAUUAUUGUACAAUACGACCCUUACGUUCAAGAAGUAUGGGAUCAGGCACGAAAAUUACGAUGCACGUGGUACGACUUUUACGAAAAGGCAGUCACAUUCAGACCCUUCCAGGUGGACAUGCUGCAUGCCGUCACGGCUAACUUUCUUGGCGACAACCUGCAGUGCUGGAUGCAAAUUCAAGUCGGAAAAGGACCCUGGGCCUCAGAAGUGUCUGGUAUUGUCAAAAUUGGACAGACUAUGACAAUGGUGCUCGCAAUUAAGGACGACGAGAACAAAUUCGACAUGCUCGUGCGAAACUGCGUAGCACAUGACGGCAAAAGGGCACCUAUUCAAUUGGUCGACCAAUACGGAUGUGUGGUCAGGCCAAAGAUUAUGAGCAAAUUCCAGAAGAUAAAGAACUUCGGUCCUUCUGCUUCUGUUGUAUCAUUUGCUUACUUCCAAGCCUUCAAAUUCCCCGACUCAAUGAAUGUGCACUUCCAGUGUGUCAUCCAGGUUUGCAGAUAUAAUUGUCCUGAGCCAAAAUGCGGCGGCCUCGGAGCAGAUUAUGGAGUGCCGCUGCUCGGUGGCAACUCACUGAGCGCUGGAGAAUACGGCGUACCUAACUCGCCUCACGCUGAGUAUGGACCGCCACCACAAUCGCCACACUCAGAGUACGGCGUGCCCCCUGCGUUCCCAGACCCGAGACAUCCCGCGGACGCCACGGGAGCUUUCUCGGAAAAGCGAGACGACGCCGUGCCGCCACCCCAAGCGCAAGUGUCCUCAACGCCAAACGCACCUAGUCCCUCAUCGCCCGCGCCCGCGCGCGAGGACGACGAAGUGAACCUACCGCCGCCACCGCCGCCCGGCCGCCGCGGAGUCUACAACACCGUCAAGAGGAAAGACGAGGGCCACGGGAACCUAGCGACGCUGGGCGGCCGCCCGCGGUCAGUGGAGGACUUGCCAGAGAGAUUGGUGGGCGUGAGGAGACGACGAGAAACGUCGACGCCGACGAGGAUUUACAAGCGCGACGCGCAGGAGAUGACGGACGUGAACACGAGUCGCACCAUCCAGGUGGUGGCGCCGGGCGACGUGAACUUCGCGCUGAACAACGCCGCGGGCAACGAGACCGUGGUGAUCCAGUCGCCGGCGUCGGACCCGGAGACGAUCUGCAUGUCGGUGCCGUCGUUCGUGGCGGGGCUGGUGAUGCUGCUGCUGGUGCUGGUGGUGGCGUCGCUGGUGGCGGCCUUCCUGUUCGUCCGCGUGCGCGCGCUGGACCGCAAGGGCCACGGCGCCGCCGCCUACUACGAGACCGACUACGUGAAGCACACCAACUAGUGCCGUGCAGUGUGACGCCAGGACGUUCCAUAAACUCUUCUCGGAUCCAAAGAGCGCGCUUCGGCCCCGGCCGGACGGCGCGGCGCUGUCGCGGUCGCGAUCGAAGCCCGGUGACAUGUGAGUUAUUUAUUUAGUUCUAGUGAGCGUGAUGUAUAUGUUCGACUGUUGUUUUGUAAAUUAUUUUAUUCGUGUGGAAAGCACUCCCUGUACUGCCUUUAUAGUCGAUACGUCUGUUGUAAUUUUGUAAAGAGUCGUAAGUAAGGAAAUAGAAGUAAGGAAGUUGUAUACCAAUUAAAAAGUGUCGCGUGAG
Molecule: messenger RNA, 2306 nt
Organism: Ostrinia furnacalis (Asian corn borer)
Lineage: Eukaryota; Metazoa; Arthropoda; Insecta; Lepidoptera; Crambidae
Gene: dyl
Product: transmembrane protein dusky-like
Exons: 4
Coding region: 245-1996 (583 amino acids)
Source: RefSeq, a predicted model, not a curated record